AUGUUGUGAUUUUGAGAUUUGUAAUUUUUAAAUUAAAGAAAAUAAUAAAAAUGAAGUGCCGCGUGUUAAAUUGUAAAAGCACAAAUUUUAGUACCUCCAAAUGCAGUUUUUUUAGUUGUCCUGCUGAUGACGCCGUGGCAGGAAAGUGGGUAGAAUUUUGCCGGCAAACAAAGCACUUUAACUUAUACACGAGCGUAGUUUGCAUGAAACACUUUACGGACAAUGAUUUCCAAAAUCUUGGCCAGUACAAAAUGGGACUUGCCACAUAUCUGAAACUUAAUCGCGGUGCCGUGCCAACAAUUUAUAAUUGCGAUGAGCCAGCAGCAGAGUCUCAGGCGCUGGAAAAGAUUAACUUGUCUCAGCAACCUAAAGGUACCAUAAAUGAUCGUAUUAAGAAAUAA
Anastrepha obliqua is the source of this 401-nucleotide messenger RNA. RefSeq lists its product as uncharacterized. The transcript is spliced from 2 exons. Lineage: Eukaryota; Metazoa; Arthropoda; Insecta; Diptera; Tephritidae. Gene Ontology annotation, molecular function: sequence-specific DNA binding. The record is from RefSeq and is a predicted model, not a curated record. Bases 51 to 401 code for a protein of 116 amino acids.